Trichobilharzia szidati is the source of this 883-nucleotide messenger RNA. The record is from the annotation of a GenBank genome assembly. Lineage: Eukaryota; Metazoa; Platyhelminthes; Trematoda; Strigeidida; Schistosomatidae.
GCUCGUAAUCAGGAUAUUGGAUAUUGGACAUUAGAGAGCGUGUAUUGACUUUUACGUGACUAUGAGUAGGGCAUUGGAUGGCAAUGGAUCAGGGUGAGUCAAUGAGUGAUCCCUUUGACCCCUUAGCUGAGUCUACCGCGAUGGACGACGACCUAUUCUUGAGGGAAGAGUUCGACUUCUUAGAUGAAGUUCUGGAAACUGAUCGUACUGAAAGGUCUAGUUCUCGAGAACCAGAUAGCAUUACCAAACCGAUUGUUUCUCUCACUGAAGAUGAUGAAGAAAUAUCUCCUGAUUUGAGCGAUUUACUUCCAAAGAUUCGUAAGAUUAUAGAUCAAAAUAUCAUGAAACCUGUUGAUCCCGAGUUAUGUCAAUUGUUAAAGUUAUUGAGUGAAGGUCUGAGUAUUGCUGACAGACAGGAUGGAUUUUCCAAGUAUUUACGUGAUCAAGAAAAAAUGCAUCUACCAGCCUCAUCUACAUCACACAGAGAAAUCAUGGAGAUUGUUAGUUCAUUGAAUGUAUUUUUGGCUAAGCUGACUUUAACUGCUGACACUGUUGACUAAAUGGUAACCCUGUUUUUUUCGAAAUUAUUUAUUGAGUGAUUUUACAGAAAAAACAAGACAUUGAUUCACAACCAUGAUCUAAAUACUCAACCCUCUGAAGAUAUUAAUUUUGAUGGAUAAGAAUCUGAAGGCAUCUGUAAAGCGCCAUCCAUGUUCCGGAGGUGUGUGUAUCUGUGUGUGUUUGAAUCUAAAAGUGAUUGAAUUUCUGUAAUUGUGUACAUAAAUAACAGCGAGGAAAUUACACAAUGGAAAAUGAAAAAUUCGAUUUACAGUGAAAGCAGCAAUUUAAUACCCUUUUUGAAUAAAAUGGAAUUUUAUACUGA